Molecule: messenger RNA, 1447 nt
Organism: Hyposmocoma kahamanoa
Lineage: Eukaryota; Metazoa; Arthropoda; Insecta; Lepidoptera; Cosmopterigidae
Gene: tzn
Product: hydroxyacylglutathione hydrolase, mitochondrial
Exons: 5
Coding region: 65-961 (298 amino acids)
Molecular function (GO): hydroxyacylglutathione hydrolase activity
Source: RefSeq, a predicted model, not a curated record
UAACAAAAAAUAUUUUAAAAAUUUUUCGUUCAAUUCUUACGAAGCACUUACUAAUUAAGUCUCGAUGCUCGCUAGAUUUGUAAAUGCGUUGCCGACCAGGUUAUCCAAUCGGAUAACCCAAUUUUAUUUCCAAGUUUUAGCACGGCAGCAAAAGUCGCACACCCUGUCCGACUUGCACAUUGGCGCCAGAAUGGACGUGCAAAUAUUGCCCGCGCUGACCGACAACUAUAUGUACCUGCUUAUAGAUAAAGCAACUAGUGAGGCCGCUGUAGUGGACCCAGUUAUACCUUCCAAUGUUAUAAAUGCUGCUAAAGAAUUAGGAGUAAACAUUACUAAAGUGCUGACUACACAUCAUCACUGGGAUCACGCUGGAGGAAAUGAAGACCUCAAAAAAAUGCUUCCUAAUGUAGAAGUGUAUGGAGGAGACAACCGUAUUGGAGGACUAACACACAUGGUGGACCACGGCACAAAAUUUAAUGUAGGCAGCUUGAAUGUACAGUGUCUAUUCACACCGUGCCACACUUCAGGGCACAUCUGUUACUUUGUAUCGCCACCUGGAGAGGGAAAGGAACACGCUGUUUUCACUGGUGACACGCUAUUCCUGGGCGGAUGUGGCCGUUUCUUCGAAGGCACACCAGCACAAAUGUAUAAUGCACUUAUAAACAUUCUAUCUCAACUACCCGAAGAGACUAAAGUGUACUGCGGUCACGAAUAUACCCUACAAAACUUAAAGUUCGCAGCAUUCGUCGAGCCAAGUAACGUGAAUAUCAUGAAGAAGAUGAAAUGGUCAAUGGAACAGCGUGAAAAAGGAUUACCGACUAUACCGUCAACAAUAGGCGAAGAGAAAAUGUAUAAUCCAUUCAUGCGAGUGACGGAAUCCACUGUAAUGGAGCAUGCUGGAUUACCAGACCCUGUCUCCACAAUGCAGUUAAUUCGCAGCGAGAAAGAUAACUUCCAUUGAUAUUUCAUAUAACCAUUCAAGUAGAUUUAAGUGGUGUAUUUGCUGAAUAUUUCACAAAAUGGACGUAUUGUUAUUAUUAUCAGAACAUUUCAACAUGUAUAUAUAAAUCCAAACUAAUCAUUAAUUAGAAUUAUCAUAUAAUAAAAUUAAUGAAUUAGAAUUUACGGUGCUUCCUCUAAAUAUUUAAAUUGAGGUCUUUAUUACCAACACAGAGCAUCAAGUGGAUCACAUUAUUUAUGCACUUAGUUUACUACAGUCAACAGCAUGCAUAGUUUCACAAUCAAUAUAUGAUAAGAAUGACCCAAAGCGUAAAUGGCUGUGCUGUUAACUGCACCUUACAAAGUGAAAGAAGCAAAAUCCCGAGUACAUGUUACAUCUGUACGUACAAGGUAUAUGUUAAUCGUGACCUUGAAACUUCGGGAACAAUCUCAUCCGAGGUCAAACAUUUUUUCUGUCAUGCUUUAAGAAACAUUUAAUGUUCCAAUU